AUGACUGACGUAUCUAUGGAGGUCUCCGAAUGUGAGUCUUCGCCAGUAUCUAAUUCUGCAGAUGUGUACAUGGACCACAAACAUAAACUUGAAGUUGAGAAGGUGCGGUGGUUCUACCGUGAGGGAAACAACAAGAGAUGGGUAUCAUUCAAUGGCUCUGAUUCCAUAAAUUUGGAGUUUACCUAUCGAAGUCACCAGGCUUCCUGUAAAUCUUGUCACAAUUCGGCUUCACGUACACCCACAUCAUGUGAGCCAAAGCAGUACUGUACAAAACCUAAAGUAUCAGUUAGGGGUGGAUUAUAUGAAGCGAAUGUAAUUGAACGCCGUUGUGUUCCUGUUUACUGGUCCGAUGACAAAUGUCCCACAUCCAUCCUGCGUGGUACUUGGUUUCGUGAAGGUUACAGUGGUACUCUUGAACCUUUAGAUGAUGAGUCAAUGGCUGAACGUUUGGAGGCUGAAUACAACACUUGGUACUUAAAAACGUACCAGAGCCCUAGAAAAUCCAUGUGCUCAAAAAAUGACAUGUUCGCAAAAUCUCACAGUGGUUCACUUCUCCACUCUGUAUUGAGUGCCCCAGUUCUACACUCUCCGGAUACUAUAGAAUCAGUUAGUGAAACAUUCAUUCAAACACCUGAGUCUUCUUUCUGUGAAAAUUUUCCGAGUGUAAAUGGAAGCGACUUGGAUGACAAUUCGUCUGCCCCCACUGCUUUAAAAAAGAGAGUCCCUUACCAAACGAUUCGCUUCACUGACUGCCAUAUCGACUGGUAUGGGGAAGACGAGUUAUACUUGUAUUAUGAAUCGACAAGUUUGUAUAUUAGACAAAAACUGGGGAUGCAAAAGGUUGGGACGCGUUUAUUUCGGGGCUUUACUGAACAAGCAAGUGCAGAAGACAAAUUGCCUGAUAUAUCUCACCUUUGUUUCGUUGUCCAUGGGAUCGGUCAAAAAAUGGGUACCAAUCCUAUUUUAAAAAAUUGCAAUGAACUUAGGGAAACAUGCGAUAAAAUAAAGGCGCGGUACUUCUCACAUCUGGAUGAAGAAAAUCAACGUGUAGAAUUUUUACCUGUUGAGUGGAGAACUUCUUUGCAGUUGGAUGGUGAUACAGUUGAGUCAAUUACUCCUGUACAUGUUCAAAGUCUGCGUACAGUUUUGAAUAGUUCUGCCAUGGAUAUUAUGUACUACACAAGUCCUCUUUAUCGAGCAGAAAUCAUUUCCAGCUUAAAAGCCGAACUCAAUCGGUUAUACGAUAUGUUUCGUCGAUUAAAUCCAAACUUUGAAUCUCGUGGUGGAAAAGUAUCUGUAAUUGCACAUUCCCUUGGUUGUGUUCUGAUUUACGAUUUAAUUACUGGCUGGAAUCAACUUCUCGAUAAUGAUGAACUCGCUGAAAUCCUUUUAGAUAAAUCAAGUGACAGAAAAGAUAUAUCCUUCAAUGGGAAUUCCUUGGCAAAUCUGGAUGUAAGAAAUAACUCCGGUGUGAUGUGUCACGAUCGAAAAGACAAUGUGGUAUCUUCUUCUGGCAAUUUGAAGCAAGUUACUCGUGUUAGUUUUCAGCUUGAUGCGGCAAAGACUUUGGUCAAUAAUUUAGAACAAGAGCUGAAUCGAUUGCUUGUAACUAGGAGAAAUCUGAAGUCAAAUAAUGCUCACAAAUCCAAUGUUGGUGAUUCUAAUUCUAAUCAAUCAGCUGACUUUUCAAUGUGUCCCCCCGGUUCUUCAUUGUUUCAACCAAGUUCUCUACUUUUUGCACAUAAUCUUGAGAACUUUUUCUGCCUAGGUUCACCUUUAGGGGUGUACUUAGUUUUGCGUGGUAUCCGACCUGGUCCCUAUCAGAACCAAGAUACGAUAUUGCCACGCAAAAUAUGCUCUCGUAUUUUCAACAUAUAUCAUCCAGCAGAUCCUGUGGCCUAUCGUUUAGAACCACUAAUUUUGAAGUACUACUCUAACGUCCAACCAGCUAUGAUUCAUCGAGCAGAUGCCACAUCUAGACCUUGUUAUGACAGCCUUCCUUUAAUUGCAUGUUCUGGGAAAGAAUUUAAACAUCAAAAAUCAGAGGAUUGUACAUCUAAAAGCGCUUCGGACACGAAUCAGUUAUUGGCAGCACAAGAUACUUGUACAGAUUCUUCUAGACGUUUAUCAAUUGCCAGUCGACUUUUCGGUUUCUUCUCACGAGCUUCACCGUAUUCUUCAACUCAAGAAACUGAAGCAAUCGAAUUUUCACCUCCUAAAAAUGGUUUUGAUCAUGGAACGUCAAAGACUGAUACUCCACCAACUUUUGAAUUAAGCGAUGAUGAAGAAAAGAUUAAUUCUAUGCCAGAAGAUACCACUUCAUGUAGCCCUACAAAUAAAAAUGAAACUCCCACUAUGUCAACUAGGCAUUCGACGGAUAUAUUUGUUAAUGAUAAUCUGUUUCUUGAAUCAUUACAACUGGAGCAUCGAUUGGACUUUGAACUGCGUUCUUCACGCUAUGAAAAUAUGUACAUUUCUCUUUUGACUUCGCAUACCAGUUACUGGACCAAUACAGAUAUAUGCAUGUUUGUUAUGACGCAUUUAUUCCCUGAAAAAUCGAACUCAACCGGUUGA
Trichobilharzia regenti is the source of this 2574-nucleotide messenger RNA. NCBI's taxonomy places the organism in Eukaryota, Metazoa, Platyhelminthes, Trematoda, Strigeidida, Schistosomatidae. The record is from the annotation of a GenBank genome assembly.